GCAUGGCGCUGUUCUUGUACAGGGCAAUUUCUUUUCUAGUGUAGUAGAUUAUUGGUUCUUGGUAUAUUGAUUACGGCGUAUUAAUAUUUAUGCAUAUUUAACAGAGCUGAAAUUGCAACACAAAAUUAAAUUAUUUUUAUUAAUAGAAUAGUGUAUUGCAUCUGUUUCUGGUGCUACAGGUCGGUCUGUGUUAUUUGGUGGUUAAACUGGUAAUAUGAACUGUAGUGUACAGUUGUAGAAUAGAGGUGAAGUUUGGCGUAAUACAGGUGGAAAUAGUACCCCCGUCAUGUCUGGAAGAAACGUGUGGACUCGUAGCCGGGACAGGAUGAGGAGAUUUCCAGAUAUGUUCACCCGCUGCUCAGCCGAGGCAGCUGUGUAUGGAAAGUGUGUGGUUGCCACUACAACUGGCAAACAGGAACUGAGGAAAGAUUUAUGUCUCAAAGAGUUUGAAGCUUUGAAGUCCUGCUUUAUUAAUGCUGCAAAACAGAGUGUAAAGUAGAGGGAGGAUAUCAGCCUUGCCCUGAGGACAUAUUUUUAUAAUCACUAGUUGCUGUUAAUGUGGUGUUCCAUUUUGAAAAAAAAACUGAGACCUUGUAUGUUUUAUUCACACAGUAAUAUACAGGAUGAAUAUAAUUGUACAAAAUAUUUGUAUUGUCCUUGUGCAAAAUAAAUUGUCUGUAUAGCUAUGUAUAUAAACUCAUAAAUUAAUUGUCAUAAAUUUUCAAUAACUGUCCCAUCCUGAUCAGGA
Trichomycterus rosablanca is the source of this 748-nucleotide messenger RNA. It is a transcript of the gene ndufaf8, whose product is annotated as NADH:ubiquinone oxidoreductase complex assembly factor 8. The record is from RefSeq and is a predicted model, not a curated record. Gene Ontology annotation, biological process: mitochondrial respiratory chain complex I assembly. Bases 287 to 499 code for a protein of 70 amino acids. Lineage: Eukaryota; Metazoa; Chordata; Actinopteri; Siluriformes; Trichomycteridae. Gene Ontology annotation, cellular component: mitochondrion. The transcript has 3 exons.